Messenger RNA from Eurytemora carolleeae, 525 nucleotides. RefSeq lists its product as uncharacterized. Lineage: Eukaryota; Metazoa; Arthropoda; Copepoda; Calanoida; Temoridae. Bases 103 to 525 code for a protein of 140 amino acids. The transcript has 5 exons. The record is from RefSeq and is a predicted model, not a curated record.
GGUGAUAUAACUGUGAGUAGUAAGAACGAAGCAUCUAGGUAUCAAGCCAGGAUAGAAGAUACUUUAAAUAUACGCCUCGGGACAAACCUUAAACCAGGAGACAUGAUUUUAACAAGUUUUGAAAAGUUGCCAGGCGGGAAGAAGAAAAAAUCACGGGUAUUUGAAAGGACACUGAGCUUCGAUGACAGCAAUCCCAGAGCUACAAGAUCAAGAGUUGGCUCCGGAGUCGGAGCUAUCCGGCUCCGAGAGGUUCUCAAGGACCUGGAAUCCGGCAGAAGUGUGAGACGACGAUCCUGGCACAAUGAACAUUUUUCUAAUUAUUUCAUAGAUUUUGGAACCAAAUCUAAAUACAGGAGUCCACAUAUUGCUCCUCUAGUGAUCAUAUCAAUCCCGGACCCGGAGUUAAACUCUCCAAUCCUAAACCUUCCUGAAUUCAAACCAGACCCAGAGUUGCAGGAGGAUAAACCAGGCCCCUCCUCAUCUUCCCCACCCCCCUCGCCAAGCUNUUAUAAAUUGAUGAAAUGA